Molecule: messenger RNA, 6523 nt
Organism: Meriones unguiculatus (Mongolian gerbil)
Lineage: Eukaryota; Metazoa; Chordata; Mammalia; Rodentia; Muridae
Gene: Rbm26
Product: RNA binding motif protein 26
Exons: 22
Coding region: 424-3396 (990 amino acids)
Biological process (GO): mRNA processing
Cellular component (GO): nucleus
Molecular function (GO): metal ion binding; RNA binding
Source: RefSeq, a predicted model, not a curated record
GGAAGCCGGGAAGACCCCCGAACCGUUCCCAUUGAGCCGCCCUUCGUUUUUCGCUUUCUUCACUUCUCCUCUGCCGCGUUGCCAACAAGCACCCAAUCCCAAAGCUGAGAAAGCAGCCCGGGUGUGAGCGCGUUCGGCCCUCCUGCGGGAGGAUUCACUGGGGAGCAGGGCAGGGGGGAGGGCCCGGGCAAACGGUUGCUGCCUCAGCCUGGGCCGGGGUCCGCGGAGGGGAAGCUCCUGGCACCAGGUGGGCGCGUGACCGGCGGCGGCCCCGGCGAGGUGCUCGCCGACCGCGGCUCGCGCGAACCUGCCACCGGCGCCUCCCACCGCGGCCCACGCGGACGGCGCGCGGAGGAGGCGGCGGCGGCGGCGGCUGCGACCUGGGCCAGCUCGGGAGUGUGAUCGGCUUCGGGGCCGCGGUGGAUGGUUUCUAAGAUGAUCAUUGAAAACUUCGAGGCACUCAAGUCCUGGCUCAGCAAGACCCUCGAGCCCAUCUGUGAUGCCGAUCCAUCAGCCCUAGCAAAAUAUGUUUUGGCUCUGGUAAAGAAAGACAAAAGUGAAAAAGAAUUAAAGGCAUUAUGCAUUGAUCAACUUGAUGUAUUUCUUCAGAAAGAGACGCAAAUAUUUGUGGAAAAACUUUUUGAUGCUGUGAAUACAAAGAGUUAUCUACCUCCUCCAGAGCAGCCGUCAUCAGGAAGCCUGAAGGUAGACUUUCUUCAGCACCAAGAAAAAGAUAUAAAAAAAGAAGAGCUGACAAAGGAGGAAGAGCGAGAGAAGAAGUUUUCCAGAAGGCUGAAUCACAGUCCUCCCCAGUCAAGCUCCCGAUACAGAGACAAUAGAAGCCGUGAUGAGAGGAAAAAAGAUGAUCGUUCUCGAAAAAGAGAUUAUGAUCGAAACCCUCCUCGAAGAGAUUCAUACAGAGACCGGUAUAAUAGAAGGCGAGGGAGAAGCCGCAGUUACAGCCGGAGUCGAAGUCGAAGCUGGAGUAAAGAGAGGCUUCGUGACAGGGAUAGAGAUCGAAGCAGGACAAGGAGCAGAAGCAGAACUCGAAGCAGGGAAAGGGACCUCGUGAAACCUAAAUAUGACCUGGAUAGAACAGAUCCAUUAGAAAAUAAUUAUACACCAGUCUCUUCAGUAUCUAAUAUUUCAUCUGGCCAUUAUCCAGUACCUACUUUGAGCAGCACCAUUACUGUAAUUGCUCCUACUCAUCAUGGUAAUAACACUACCGAAAGUUGGUCUGAAUUUCAUGAAGACCAGGUAGAUCACAACUCUUACGUAAGGCCACCAAUGCCAAAGAAGCGCUGUAGAGAUUAUGAUGAAAAGGGGUUUUGUAUGAGAGGAGAUAUGUGUCCUUUUGAUCAUGGAAGUGACCCAGUAGUGGUAGAAGAUGUGAAUCUGCCUGGCAUGCUGCCUUUCCCAGCACAGCCACCUGUAGUUGAAGGACCGCCUCCUCCUGGGCUGCCUCCGCCGCCUCCAAUUCUCACACCCCCACCUGUGAAUCUUAGACCUCCUGUGCCCCCUCCAGGUCCAUUACCACCCAGUCUGCCACCUGUCACAGGACCACCUCCUCCACUUCCUCCUCUGCAGCCAUCUGGCAUGGAUGCACCACCCAACUCUGCGACCAGCUCUGUCCCUACUGUAGUGACAACUGGCAUUCAUCACCAGCCGCCUCCUGCUCCACCCUCUCUUUUUACUGCAGUUUUUGUGUUACCAGAUACAUAUGAUACAGAUGGCUACAAUCCUGAAGCCCCAAGCAUAACAAACACUUCCAGGCCUAUGUAUAGACACAGAGUGCAUGCACAAAGACCUAACUUGAUAGGACUAACAUCAGGGGACAUGGAUUUACCACCCAGAGAAAAGCCUCCUAAUAAAAGCAGUAUGAGAAUAGUAGUGGAUUCAGAGUCAAGGAAAAGAACCAUUGGAUCUGGGGAACCUGGAGUUUCUACAAAGAAGACGUGGUUUGAUAAACCAAAUUUUAAUAGGACAAACAGUCCAGGUUUUCAGAAGAAGGUUCAAUUUGGAAAUGAAAAUACUAAACUUGAACUUAGGAAAGUUCCUCCAGAAUUAAAUAACAUCAGCAAGCUCAAUGAACAUUUUAGUCGAUUUGGAACAUUGGUUAACUUACAGGUUGCCUAUAAUGGUGAUCCUGAAGGUGCCCUUAUCCAAUUUGCAACAUAUGAGGAAGCAAAGAAAGCAAUCUCAAGUACAGAAGCAGUAUUAAAUAAUCGCUUUAUUAAGGUUUAUUGGCAUAGAGAAGGAGCUACUCAGCAGUUACAGACUACUUCACCAAAGGUAAUACAACCAUUAGUCCAGCAGCCCAUUUUACCUGUUGUGAAGCAGUCAGUCAAAGAGCGAUUGGGUCCUGUACCUUCAGGUACUAUUGAACCGGCGGAAGCCCAGAGUGCUGCUUCAGACCUUCCCCAGAAUGUAACUAAGUUAUCUGUGAAGGACAGGUUGGGUUUUGUAUCAAAGCCAUCUGUUUCAGCAACUGAAAAGGUGUUGUCUACAUCUACUGGCCUCACAAAAACGGUGUAUAAUCCAGCUGCUUUGAAGGCUGCACAAAAAACUCUCCUAGUUUCUGCCCCUGCAGUUGAUAAUAAUGAAGCACAGAAAAAGAAACAGGAGGCACUGAAACUUCAGCAAGAUGUAAGAAAAAGGAAGCAAGAAAUUUUAGAAAAGCACAUUGAAACACAGAAGAUGCUAAUUUCAAAACUAGAGAAAAACAAAACAAUGAAGUCUGAAGAUAAAGCAGAAAUAAUGAAAACAUUAGAGGUUUUGACAAAAAAUAUUACCAAGUUGAAAGAUGAGGUCAAAUCUACAUCUCCUGGACGCUGUCUUCCAAAAAGCAUAAAAACAAAGACUCAGAUGCAGAAAGAAUUGCUUGACACAGAAUUGGAUUUAUAUAAGAAGAUGCAGGCUGGAGAAGAAGUCACUGAACUUAGAAGAAAAUAUACAGAAUUACAGCUGGAAGCUGCUAAAAGAGGAAUUCUUUCAUCUGGCCGCGGUAGAGGAAUCCAUACACGAGGUCGAGGGGCAGCUCAUGGCCGGGGCAGGGCCAGAGGUCGAGGACGAGGUGUGCCUGGACAUGCUGUGGUGGAUCACCGGCCCAGAGCAUUGGAGAUAUCAGCGUUUACAGAGAGUGAUAGAGAAGAUCUUCUUCCUCACUUUGCGCAAUAUGGUGAAAUUGAGGAUUGUCAGAUUGAUGAUGCUUCACUUCAUGCGAUAAUUACAUUCAAGACAAGAGCAGAAGCAGAAGCUGCAGCAAUUCAUGGAGCUCGUUUCAAAGGGCAGGAUUUAAAACUGGCAUGGAAUAAACCAAUACUUAAUAUUUCAGCUGUGGAAACUGAAGAAGUUGAACCUGAUGAAGAGGAACAGAGAGAGAGCAUCACUGCCUGAAUUUGGCUUUGUGACUCUACGAGCAAGCCCGUCCUGUCCUGUCCUGUCUGGAGAUGACUGUUAACAUCCUGUCAUUUGGUUUGCCCUUUAUCAAUCUGAAUAGCUGUUUACUUGUACUGUGAUGACCAUUUUAUCUUUACAGUUCUGUACAAGUACAUCUGAGUCCAGAAGUGUACCAAGUGUGUGAUAUUUAUGACCUUACUCAUAGAUGUUUUCUCCCCUUUAUAGCAAUUUAACUUGUAAAACACCUUAAGAAGGAGCAAAGGCCUUUUAGCUUCCUUAUGAGAUGUAUUAUGUCUCAGGCAAACUGAGAAAUGUGUCUGUGAAAUCUAUAAAGCCAUGAGAGCAUUAAUUGAACAGUUUAGAAUGAAGAAAAUGAAUUAAAAAGUUAAACAUAAGUUUGGCUUUAAUUUUUUUUUAUUUUUAGGAUGUAUUUAUUGAAUUAGGAUAGCCACUGAAAAUAAUUUUGAACAGAGUGUAAAGUUCUUUUUACAUACUGUAAUUAGUUAUGUAUUUCUUGUGAGCAUCUUAAUUGAGGGGAUUGCCAGGACCAUUUUACUCCAGUGCAUUUUUUGUCAUUCUUAACUCCCAAAAACGAAGAAAAUAUUUUAUUUCUUUUCAAAUAAUAAAUGAUAACCUAUGGGUUCUAAAACUGAACAACAUCUAUUAAGUUUGUCUAAUUUAUACAGUUUUCAUCAUUUGUAAUCAGGGAUCAAAGACAAUCCUACAAGCAAGGGGAAAUAGUGUUAAGUGUUUUUAAAGAAUAGCUUUCAGCUGCUCUAAAAAUAUAUCUACUAAUUAUUUAUAAGCAGUAUAGCUUAAACUAAAGUAUACAAUUAAAAUUCUCAUUCUAAAUAUGAAUUAAAAUUUUUUAUAGCACACCAGAAAUUUUUUUUCACUAAGUUUUGUUUUUUUUUUUGAGUAUUCCUUCAUAGAUUCUUAGGGGUUUGUGAGAAGUCUAACAUGAUAGCCACUCUGACUUAGAACCAAAUUAUAUUGAAUCUGAUUUCUUUCUUUUUAAGCUCUACCCAGUCACACUUUCUUUCAUGCAAAGCUGAUAUUCUACAAACACUUUUUCCCUCUUGAGUAUGCAUUGUGAUUGUCUUCAUGAAUAAUAAAAUGUAACAAACUCAUUAGUCAUAUUAUAAAUUAUCUGUCUUGAUCCACAUUGAUUAUACAUGCAUGGUUAAAGGAAAAGCAUGUAUUUUAGAUAAUUAUUAUCUAAAUAAUAAUUUAGAUAGCCUACAAGGCAUUCUGUUUGGUUGUCUUUCCAGCCCUACCAACUUUUUUUGUUCUUUUUUACAGAUAUGCAGAUAGCCGUGAGGAAUCCAUAAAUGUUUUACCAGAAUAGUUGAUAUUUUUACUUUGAAAGAAGGCUUUACAGUAGUAGUGCUGUAGCUGCUUACUUUAGAGCCAAAGAACAUUGUCGGAAGAAACCACACCUGUCAGCCAGUAGCUCUUUUGAUUGCUUAAUAGGUGACUGCUGCACACUGUCACAUUAACUUACUUUGCUAUUGCCUUUUUCUUUUGCUGUUGGGUUAAAAACAAAGCAAAACAAAGUGGAACAUGCCCUUGGGGAUCAGAAGUCAAAUUGAUUUCUCCUUAAAAUCAUUGCAUUUUUUAAAAAAGUGUUGGGAGAUUCAGUCGGUCAGUUACAUUUAAGUCCUUAUACAUUGGUUAUUAGAGAUUCCUUUUUAAAUUUUUUUUUUCUUGAAUAGCCUUACCAUGGAGCUAUGUGUACAUAACUGUACAGAAUCAUUUUUGUGUAAUUGAAUGGAGCAGUUUACUUCUGCAUGACUGCAUUAUGGAAGCCUUUUAUAUAUCUUUAUAUUUUUCAAUAUACUUAGAUUUUACACUAUUGGUCGCUCUAGUCAUGCUAUAUUUGUUGUUUUUUUUAAAUAGAAUUUAUAAAUAUUUAUGCUCAAAAUACAGAUCAACUAAAUAUUUUUGGUCUUGUUUACAAGAUAAUACUUUAAAGUGAUACAGACCCCUCAAGUGUCUUAGGAAACAGUCAUUGGUGCUAUAAAACCUUUCAGUGUCAUUGAAUCUGUCGUCUAGUCUUUGCUGGUCUUUAUUUAUUUAUUCCUGCUUACACUUUAAUCUAGCUAGCAGCAGAAUUAUGAAGUGAUAUGUGUUGAGUCGGGUUAAGAGCCCAGCCCCAUUAGAGAACACCUAAUAAUUUAAGAAACUGAUGCAUAAUGACUGUAUUCUUAUUGUGCCCAGCUUCUCCCAAAAGAACAUAGUUUAUUUUGAUAAGAAGGCUAUUAAUUUGAUUAACAUUUUAAAAUGAUAUACUUACUCAAGCAUGUCUUUUUCUCAUAUUUGAAAUGGAAAACUUUUCUAGUCCUAAAAUAAUUACGUAAUUUCACUCUGCUUUAAAUACCCAUCUGUCCUUCACUCAGUUGAAGGAAGAAUAUUUCUUACAAAUAUUUACAGAAUAUUUGAUGAAUUAUAAAGAAAUGAGUUAUUACAUUGUACAAGUUUUCCGUUGAUGUGUACUUCUUGUUUUGCCCCCAAGAUUUUAUUCCAGCACCUUACUGAAUGUUUUCAAGAUACAGUUAAGUAUCAGCAGAGCAUUCAGACAUGUUUGCUUUUGAUUCUCAGAACUCUAAAUCUGUUUUGAGUGUGAUAAUUCUUCAGAAUAUACUGUUUGUCAUCAGAUUUCCUUUAAGGGUUCCUUUACUGGUUUAUUUUAACUCAGUUUCUAUGGACUGUUGUUGAAUAUGAAAACACCAAAGGAGUCUUUUCUCGUCUGAAGACUGGGUUGUUCCAGUGGUUAGUACCUGUGCCCAUAACUAUCCCAUUUCAUGAAUGCGUGUUGGCAUGGGGGACAAUUCCCUGCUCUUUGAGUGGAGCGAAAGUAACUGGUUAAGCUGUAGCAGCUUCCUUGUUUAUUUUUAAAAGUGAUGAUAAAACUUGAACUGAAAAAGGUAAAACUUGAACUAGAAAACUACUCUUGUAUGCACAGAAUGUUUAUAGUGACUGUGUUUGUGUGGGUUGUCAACACUUCUAUUAUUUAUAGUUGAAUUAUGUUGUUUAUUAAAUAUCCAUGUUUAUUAUUUUUAUAUUUUGAAAUUUUAAAAAUAAAAUAGUCUUAAUAAAAACAGUUGUUAAUGUUUUAAAAUUA